AUGAGUGUGAAGAAGACUGACGAAAAAUAUAUGCGGCGAAUCGAUGCAACUGUCAAGGAGCUUCGAGGAUGGGACUGGGGCGAUGUUGAGGAAAGAGAUCUUCAAAUGGUUGAAUGUUCCUUGCAUGAUGGCCACUACAUCAGAACGAUCACAGAUGUUCCUGACAACAAUUCUUUCGAUGAGAAGACAACACAAGCACAGUCUUCUACCUCCAGCCAGUACACACGAUUCCAACUUUCAAUAAGCCAUCACGUCGCUAUGGAGCCCAGCCGGAUUGAGGGGAGGGCCCUCACGCCUGUCUCUUUCCCCAUCAUCGAACAAAGCCAGGAAGUUGCAACAUCAAUCAGCGCUGAUCAUGCUGAUCAUGGAUUUCAUUCUUCAGACUCAGAUAGAUGGUCAUCUAGCACCGACGAGGCCACGCCUAUCCAGUUUCACUCUUAUGUGAUGCGAGUUGCUCUCAAGGCACUUAUCGACAGCCAAAUCACAGUUGUGGAAUAUGGCUCUCAAGUUCAAUACCGAUGUGGAUACAGAGAAGUACUCAUUCUUGCGGAGUGGGCUAUUCCCGAUGAACAGCUACAGGCUGCUUCACAGGCGCUGACAGAUGCUGGCUUCCCACGCAUAUCUGCCGAGCUGCAGAGAGAAUGUCAUGGUCUUUGGGGAACCGAGUCUCCGAGUCUCCGCCACAUGCUCUUGACGAGAGCGCCUGGAGACAUGUACACCUUUUGUCACUUUCGGUGGUUGGGCUUACAUUAG
Molecule: messenger RNA, 753 nt
Organism: Penicillium angulare
Lineage: Eukaryota; Fungi; Ascomycota; Eurotiomycetes; Eurotiales; Aspergillaceae
Exons: 2
Coding region: 1-753 (250 amino acids)
Source: RefSeq, a predicted model, not a curated record